UUUCGUUUGUGUCAGAAUUGAAGUCCAGCGAGAGAGGGCAGUAAAUAAAAAAUAUGUGUCAGUAGCUGUCCGGCACCACAGUCAGCAAAACCGACCCGCAGUAACAGAAUCGAACGUUGUUGAGCAUCUCGCUCCCGCCGCGGCCCGGUGGCCAUUCGAGAAAUUAAAAAGACGUCGGAUUUUGUCUAGUUUCCUCCGCCGCGCCGUGACAGUGCAUCGUACGAAUACAUAAUCGGGUCGUCUCGUUCGUCCGUCAGUGACUGGCAGCGCGGCCAUGUUUGAGUGCACGGUUUCUGAAGCAGCGGAACGACGUUUUUCCGCAGUUCUCGCAGCGUUCGUAUCAAAGUGACACAAUUUUGACAUCUGCAGGACCUAAACGUCGUCGUCGAAGCCGACGGCAAACAAAGGAGGCGCAUAUUUUGUUGGCCUGCUGGGAUUGGCCCCAGCUGGGCGUUCGCGGCGGCCAAAUUCGGAAUAAAAGCAGGCGUUGGAUAUUUUUUCCUGCCCUGCCGACGAAAUUACGACGGAGCUCUACGCAACUGUACUGUGGUUACGGCUGCUAUAAUUGGGCUGGGCGGAAAGCAAGCAGCAUAACAUUCGUCAGUGCAACGGCGCAGGAGUAAUAUGAAGAAAAUAGUGCAACCCAUACGAAAGGUUUAUAGCGCUACUACGACAACGACAGUCCAACAUCCGCAGCAACAGCAUCAUCAACAGCAGCAGCAACAACAAAACACAAUGCAGAUGAACGCAGUGCGUAAAAUAAACAGCCUCCUGCAAAGUGGUGCCGUGAGUGUCACCGGGAUUCCUGGAAACCAACCGAGGAUGAUCCAGAAGAAGCCCAUCAAUAAUCAAACGAGCGUAUCGAUCACGACGACCAAUAGCUACGUUUCGAAGCAGCAAAAAUGUUACGUUUGUGGAGACAAUGCGGGCAUCAAUGCCACGCUUUUAACGGAAGCGUCAACUACCACUUCCCAAACCGAAUUCACGUCAAAGAUUGCAAAAAUUGUAGGCGAAGGCUACAUGGUCAUCAUCGGCACAGACGACGUCGUGUGUAGGAGGUGUAUCACACUGUUCAAUCAGAUGGACAAACUCGAAACAGAUCUCGAGCAUGUGCGGCAUACGUUAACGAAUUAUAUCCACAGAAAAUAUAACAUCCUAGAUGAUGACCCUGGAAUAGCCGCACCGCCCGCCAAGAUUCAAAAGCUCGGUACCUCGAGUACGACUUUGACCCAGUACAGUAUAAAAUCGAUUAACGACUCCGGACAGGACGUGAACGAACUUUCACGGAAAACCAACACGUCCGGUAUGUCGGAUAUGAACAAUAGUUCAAUGGAUAUUGAAAAUCAACUGUCGAACAUGUUCGAAAAACCACAACAACAAAUUGUAACGCAACAGUUACAGCCUCAACAACCCCAACAAAUACAGACCAUAAACAAUGGAGCCAAUAUAGUCAGCAGUACAGCUCAGCCGGUGCAGACAGCCACGAUCCGAAGGAACCCGAUUAAAAUGUACAAGUGCAUGUCCUGUGAUUUCAAAACGCAGGAUCUUACUCAAUUCCAACCUCACUACGAACAGUGUAAAGCCAACACUAGCCAGCAGCAGAUAGCGACUCCAACUGCUACUGCUACAACGACUACUUCAUCGGCGUAUCGCUGCAAGCUGUGCAAGAAGAUCUUCGCUUCUGUUGCUCUUCUGAAACAACACAAUGCCCAGGAGCACCAACACCCUGCUCAACAAGCGACCGAAAUCAAAAUCAUAGACCAGCAAAAUCCCGGAACGACGAUAACUCAGUUGUACGCCUGCAAUAUGUGCACGUACAAAACCCCCGACAAACAGAACUACGAUGAUCACCUUCGGAAACACAUCAAAUUGAAGCCGUUCAAAUGUCGGGUAUGCUUAAUGCGAUUCGAAACGCGCGAACAGGCCUCUGUACAUGCGAAGAACCAUCAACCGGAUUAUUUCAAGUGUGGCAUUUGUAACGUUACGUUCAAUAAGCGUGAGCUUCUGAUGAAACACUUGGAAACCCAUGAAAAUGUCAAGAAGCAUCCCUCCAUGCAAAAGCACACAACGAUCACAACGGUGCAGCAGUCUCAAUCCCAACAACAGCCUCAACAGCAGAUAUUACACCAGCAGCCUCCACUAUCGCAGAUCCACAUCAAGAAUGAGGUCCCUGUGGUUAACCAGGUGGCCGAUUCGUCGACUCAGAAACUGCUGCAGGCCUCAAUAGAUGAAGCGCUGCGAGAAACCAUAGGGGAAACGAUCGACGCCAAAUCAAUUCAAUUCCACUCUUGUAACACCUGCUCCCUGACAUUCCUCAACGAGAAGCUAUACAGUCAGCACAUGAAGAUGCACACCGGUCCGGGCGUGGGAAGCACCCAUGCACCGAUCAGCAGUAAUCAGACGAUCGGCGGAACCACCAUUUCCAAUAGUAAAAAGAUGAUCAACCAGCAUGCGGCUGCACUGAACAAUGGCGGCCAGGAGCUACAUGGAAAGCUCCUGACAUCGGGUACUACUUCUGCCACCGGCGGACUAACCACCAGCCAUAGCAACACCAUCUCCGAUGGCGAUCUCGAGAGCAUUUUCGAGAAAAUCCACUCGGACAAAAACGACAUCAACACCGGUGAUAAUCUGGUCAUCACUAGCCAGGACAAUGCUAGUGGUAACAUCACGUACAGCAUAACGCUGGCGCAGCAGGGUCAGGAUAGGGGAGCGGCAUCGGGACAGACGGCAACGUUCGUGCAGCAACAACAGUCCCAGCAACAAGCGGUGGAUGGCAUCGAAAGUAAAAUGGUUGUCCAGAAUCAAAUCCAACAACAAGCCUCUGUUGGCAUUGAUAUGCCCACGCUCGAUCAAGGCGAUGACCACCAUCAGCAGCAGCAACAACAUCAAGCGAAUCAAUCCCAGCUCAAGCAGGAACCUUUGAAUAUACCCGUCAGUAUGCCAAGCUUGGAAGAUGACGGCGAACAGUCACAAAACAGUCAAAAUUCCAAUGCCGAAGGUGUUCCGAUGGAGCUGGAAGGAAUGCAGGAUGCCGACGGACAGCAAAUUAAAUUUAUUCUCAAUGAAAACGGACAGCUGCUGCAGCUGGACAACCACAUACUGACCACGGAUGCCGAUGGAAAUCAAAUUUUGGUUCAGGGCACCGAUAGCGAGCAGAUUCAGCAACUGCUACAAAGUGUGGGCGUAGUUAUGCAGGGCGGUGAAGGUUUGGGUGAAGGGGAAACACUGCAGAUGAUUGGUGGCGAUGGGCAGACGGGACAAAUGAUUCUCGUCCAGGGUGCCGACGGACAGGAACAGUUGAUUGACGCCUCACUCCUGAAUGCCGACGGUAAUAUCGUCAUCCAGCAGUCGCAAGAAGGUGAACUCAACGCCGAGGGAACUCACAUAACCACACAAGAUGGGCUGCAAAUUCCGGUGUCGGUGGCGUUCGCUACCUCCGGUGAAGUAGACCAAGAGGGCAAUCUAACCGUAAUGGCUGGCGGCGAAGGCGGCGAACAGCACAUACAGCUGCAACUUCAACAGCAGGGCGAAGGCGAAGAGCAACACCAUAUCGAAGACGCCGACGGACAGCAAGCCAUCCUCACUGAAAGUGGUCACAUUAUUCUUCAAGCGCAGGAUCAGGUCGGCGAGCAGCAUCAAAAGCAUGACGCUUCGGAUGACAGCAGUCAAAAUGGAACCGUUAGUGCAGGUGUGGCUGGAAGCUCCACCACAGGAGGAAGUACGGCUGGGGCGACCAGUGCAGCAACAACGACCACUAAUCCACCCGAGCAAGAAAUGUUCAACUUUGAUGAACUUAUCCAACCGCAAGUGGUAAUAAAGCAACAGACGAAAGAAUCGAUAAAUGUGGAAGAGCGAAAACCGAUAGACACCGCCUCGGACAAUACUCAAAAUGCGGCUUCCGGAGACCCCAAAGAAACUAAAUAAAUGCCCAUAUCACAAGUCCAAAAUCUUACCACCAUUUCUUUGCACCGAACAAAACCAUAUUUUUGAUUACGAUUCAUUACAGCCAGCUUAGGAUACCCUGGAUGCGGAUAGUCUCUGUGCAGAGCAUAAACAGCAAACGGGCUUCGCCGUCAACCGUAACGCUCAUUAGAGGACAAUUAUCGUCUUAGAACAAGCAUUACGAUGCAUUGUAGCAUAACAAGCUUGUUUUGGUUCUAUGUUCAAUUCAAACUACGAAGCACUUUUUACGAUUGUACAUAAAUAAUGUUGUCCGUGCUCAUGAUAGAUGAAGCAUAAUUUGUAAAUAUUUAUAGCGUCUUCAUAUUUACUUUAAAAAUAAAAAAUAAAUAAAAGAGAUAAAUAAUUAGUAACUAAAAACUGUUUCAUAAUUGACUCAUUUUGGAAUUAUGCUUUAAGUUAAUUUGAUACUAAGUUUUAGGACAGAUUUGGAUCAUAGAAGAAAUGUUUUACAUACGUAGACAGCAGUUCGACUGUUUGCACAGAAUAAUUUGUGUCUACUAGUGAAAAAAAGACUUUUUUUUAUCCAGACUUAUGCUUUGACAGUAGUUUUGACGUAUUUGUUUUAAUUCAGCACCUAAGUGAUCAGCAAAAAUAGACAUAAAACACCUACACUAAAUAUUGCGCGAUAAAAUUUAUCUCGAAGUACUACACUUAUGCUAUUUUACAUUUCUAUUUGGUUCAUAAACAUAGAAUACAAUAUUCCCAUUAUUUUUAAGAUGGAUUAAGUACUAUGUGAAAGUAAAAAUAAAUCUUGAAACGAAGUGGUAGAUUUGCAAAAACCAA
This is a messenger RNA of Armigeres subalbatus, 4746 nucleotides long. RefSeq lists its product as uncharacterized. The transcript has 4 exons. Gene Ontology annotation, biological process: regulation of transcription by RNA polymerase II. Gene Ontology annotation, molecular function: DNA-binding transcription factor activity, RNA polymerase II-specific; RNA polymerase II cis-regulatory region sequence-specific DNA binding. The coding region runs from base 625 to 3924 and encodes 1099 amino acids. NCBI's taxonomy places the organism in Eukaryota, Metazoa, Arthropoda, Insecta, Diptera, Culicidae. The record is from RefSeq and is a predicted model, not a curated record. Gene Ontology annotation, cellular component: nucleus.